Molecule: messenger RNA, 6339 nt
Organism: Alosa sapidissima (American shad)
Lineage: Eukaryota; Metazoa; Chordata; Actinopteri; Clupeiformes; Clupeidae
Product: collagen alpha-1(I) chain
Exons: 65
Coding region: 510-5783 (1757 amino acids)
Molecular function (GO): extracellular matrix structural constituent
Source: RefSeq, a predicted model, not a curated record
AAAGGUUCCCGGCAGCCUUCUUGUGGGACGGGGAGUGGCACUGGCUGGCCUUGUCUAUCUCCCUCUCCGGGCUGGAGGUGUUCGUCGACUGCCGACUGCUGGACAGAGUCCCCUGGAGGAACUACCCGGGCCUGGAGGUGUCCGUGGCAGGGAUCACGCUCCUGGGAGGGGCCACGCAGCCCCACCUCACUCCCUUUACCGGUACAAUACAGCAGAUCAUUUUUGUUUUGGGGGAUCCUUCUGCAGCCAAGUUCUACUGUGAGCAUUACAAUUCCACUUGUUUCCAAGAUUCAGACUCUCAGGAGGACAUCUCUGGGUCUGCUGAGGAGGCAAUAGGCAGGACUGAGAGCCUCAUCUUUCCCAGUCUGGUCAGCUUCACAGGGAGGGAGAAAGUUGGCCACAGACAGAAGAAUCCAACAACCAAGUUUUCUCUGCUAAAAGCCAUUCACCAAAAGAAUGGUUGGAAAGCAUUUGACAACCCAGCUGAAAAUAAGCCUUCCAAUGCAAGUAUGAUGUCCAGAUCCUCGACUAACUUAGUAACACAGCCAAAGAAUGCAACUAGCUUGACGCCAAGUUCUCUAGGUGAGUCACAGACCCCAAAUAACAGGAAAGGACAUUGGCAGAGUUCUCUCCUCAGAAACAGCUCAAUGGUUAAAGGGGCAGCGCAGGAGUCCGGCAUGACGAAGGAGCCGCCACUGCCAGCACCUAACAGGACCUCCGGAGGACAACCACCCAAGGGAACCGUUCCUUCAACCGUUCCUCAGAAACAGCCACACAAGACAAACCUGCAUCUGAAGGGCUUCAGUGGUGUCACAAAUACAACAUCCACGCCGUCCGUUGAAUUAAGAGUCUCACAAAACAGACCAAAUGUUAGCAAAGGCAAAGGUGAAACUGGGGCUGUGGAGUCUACCAUUCAUUCUCCCAAGGUAGAGAAAGCACAACCCGCUGAACCUACCAGGAUUCCUAGCUCUGACAAGUCGGUGAGAGCUGAGCCGUCAAAAGGCACCAAAUCAGUUACCAACCAGACAAACAAUGAAUCACCCAGAAAGGAGAAUCAUCCAUUAUUGCCUAAAACUCAAAGGACCUCCUCAGAGGGGAAUAGACCCCUGGAGAUUCUAGAACCUGCAAAGGCCAAUGAUUCAAUCACCACUGGACAGAUCAUACUCCCUCGCCCAUUAGCUGUAAACAACAGCUUUGUCCAAGUGCUAACAGAAUCAACGGGGCAGUCAGACUUAUCUAAGCCUGUGACUCUGAAACCUGAUGCUGCUGUUACGAAAGUCUCUCUGACAGACACUUUGGCUGCAGCCUCAAAUUUGCCAGAGUGGAAGCCAAAGGCAGAUGGCACCUCUGUGCCAGAGAGAGGCAUGUUUCAGAAGGAGCACGUCGAGACCGGUGAGCCCAGUGGUACACUCGGUUCCCCAGACAGCUGGAAACAAGCUGGCAAAGCCACGUCCGAGACAAAUAUGGAUGCAGAGGUGACCAUUCCACCCACGUUACAAACAGAAAAUGCCACAGCUGAACACAUAACUCAGGAGCCACCAAUAGAACGGCCUGAGGGGGCCGAGAGAGAGGGGCCCUUUAAAAGGGGUCAAACAGACACGGAAACCAAACCAAAAUCAGGAAGAUUUCCCGACAAGAGGAAACCUGAGGUGGGUCCAUGCAGUCCAGCUGUGAAUGGUGUGCCAUUGCCAGCGCACUGUCCCCAACGCCCUGCCAGGAUACCAGCCCCUCAUCCACCGAGAGCCAACUCUCCCCACAAAAGCCAGCACAUCGGAAUGGGGCCAAGAGGGCAGAGGGGGCAUCAAGGCCAACCUGGUUUGCCAGGACCACGUGGACCCAAAGGCGAUAAAGGUUACGCAGGGCCAAUGGGUCGAACCGGACGCACUGGAUACAGGGGACCUAUUGGGCCUCCAGGGAUGCCUGCCAUAAUUGUAUGGAGAACCUCGGAGGAGGAGUGGAUCAUGUUCAAGAAAACGAAGUUUUAUAAAAAGCUUGUGUCGUCUUGGCCGAGACAGAAGGGCUCCCCAGGCCCCAUUGGCCCCCCUGGAGAUCCCGGGCCCUUGGGACCACCUGGGAUUCCUGGGAAGCAGGGAAGAAAAGGAGACACCGGAAAAAUCGGGAGGAUCGGGCCUGUAGGGAUGCCUGGUCCUCCGGGAAGACAUGGACAGGAAGGAACACCUGGGAAAGAUGCACCUGAUGGCCUACCUGGCCCACCUGGGGAAGAGGGGCCGCAGGGUUAUGGAGGAGAGCGAGGCACCAAGGGGGAGCUGGGUGAGUGGGGUUAUCAAGGUGAACCAGGGCCACAGGGGAACAGAGGAAGAAAAGGGGAGAAGGGGACUAAAGGAGAGAAGGGCUUCAUUGGCAUCACAGGGUACAAUGGGAUGCGUGGGCCCAGAGGACCAAUUGGAUUUCUCGGACCACGUGGGCCUCCUGGAGAGCCCGGCGGAUCAGGUUUCCCGGGAUCACCAGGACCGCCCGGACACAUGGGGCCUCGAGGGAUAAAGGGAGUCAUUGGAAUCAAUGGACCCCCAGGUCAGCCUGGUGAACCUGGCCUUAAGGGACCUCCUGGAAAACCUGGUGAGCCAGGUCCAGGUGGAAUGAUGGGAUUUCCAGGGGUUCGUGGACCGCAGGGGAAACCAGGAUCAGAUGGGCCUCCAGGACCUAAAGGGGAUCCAGGAGAUCCAGGAAUUGAAGGAGCUAUUGGUGGGCCUGGCCUUCCUGGACCCAAUGGUGCAGAAGGAAAACCAGGAAAAUGUGGACCCUCAGGUGAUCCAGGACUCAAAGCUGAGAAGGGUGAGAAAGGUGACAUCGGCCCAAAAGGAGACAAAGGACCUACUGGUCCUACAGGAAGAAGAGGUUUCAAAGGCAGAGGGGGUUCGUCUGGUCUUCUUGGAGCAAUGGGACCAGUAGGCCUACCUGGAUUACCAGGUCCACCAGGGCAUGAUGGCAUCUUGGGAGACCAAGGUAAACAGGGAAAAGAUGGGACAAAGGGAGACAGAGGCCCUGCUGGUGGUGUAGGCAUUCCUGGCCCUCGGGGAGACAAGGGUCGUAUUGGCCUUAGUGGAUUUCCUGGGUUGCCGGGGCCGAUGGGCGAGACGGGCAAAUCAGGAGAGGGAGGUCCUGAAGGAGAGCCCGGUAUUAAGGGAAGACCAGGAGUCCCAGGAGGCACUGGCAUAAAAGGACAUAAGGGACUUCAAGGUCUUUCUGGUAACCGUGGAGUUGAUGGAACCCAUGGACCACCUGGACCUAUAGGUCUGCCAGGACAAGAUGGAGACACUGGACCACGGGGAGAAAAGGGAAUGAUGGGAAAACCAGGUCUCCCUGGAAUUCAAGGUCCUGUUGGCCAAAAUGGGGAACCAGGAAUUAGGGGAGCUGUGGGUCCACCUGGAAGACCAGGGGUCAAGGGUCUAAGAGGAAAACCAGGGCCAGUUGGUCCACCUGGCCAUCCAGGGCCUAAGGGGGACAGAGGGAAGGAAGGUCAAAAGGGAAACCCUGGGAGUUCUGGGCUUCAAGGACCACCAGGAGCUAAAGGGUAUCCAGGACCUGCUGGUAUACAAGGGAAUAUAGGACCAUGGGGUGCGAUGGGCCUUCAAGGACCUACAGGUGAUGCUGGAUUUCCAGGAGCGGUUGGGCCUCCUGGUGUCACAGGCUACCCAGGUAAAGAUGGCCUCCCAGGACCUGUUGGAUCUCGAGGUGUAAAAGGCGAGAAGGGAUUGGCUGGACAGCUGGGUGGACAGGGAGCUGCUGGUGUCGAUGGUGAGGAGGGCCCAGCUGGCACAAGAGGGCCUAUAGGCCCACCUGGCCCAAAAGGCUCCAUAGGUGAGAAGGGAAAACCUGGGCUUGUUGGUGAAAGGGGCGUCAAGGGGGUCCAAGGAGAGCGAGGCAACCAGGGACCAUCUGGACCAAAAGGUCAACCAGGAAAGGAAGGAAAGAGUGGUUCUCCUGGGCAAAUAGGAAGACAAGGCCCUACAGGACAAAAGGGUCAGGCUGGACUCAGAGGUCGGUCAGGCCUGACAGGAAGCUACGGCCCUGGUGGAGACAUUGGACCAGGAGGGACUAAAGGAGAGAGAGGCCUAGCAGGUCUUAGGGGGGAACCUGGAAGACUUGGACCCCCAGGACCAGUUGGACCAAAGGGAAUAAUUGGUGCACUAGGAAAAGCAGGGCCUGCUGGGAGAACUGGCUCUCGAGGACUCAAGGGAGAUCCUGGGGAGAGAGGAAGUCCUGGGAUGCGUGGUCAUACUGGUCAGAUUGGCAUUAAUGGAAUCAAUGGAAAGAAAGGUGAACUUGGGACAAUAGGCAAAAUGGGGAAGGUAGGCCGCAGAGGUCUCACUGGCUCUGUAGGUGCGAGGGGUCGGCCAGGACCUGUUGGCCCACCUGGAGAAACAGGAAACAAAGGGAAGCGAGGGCCAAAGGGAAGUCCUGGAAGUGCAGGACUGAUGGGGAACAAAGGUGCUCAGGGAAAACCAGGUGGUCCUGGCCCAAAGGGAAAGAGAGGUGGUGUUGGAAGACGCGGAGAGCCAGGUGUUGGGGGACUGGAUGGACUGCUUGGUGUUCAAGGAAACCCAGGCGACCCAGGUCACAAUGGUUUCAGAGGAAUGCCGGGCAGGCCAGGUCAUGCUGGUAGAACCGGUCGUCCAGGAGUACCCGGAGAGAGUGGAUUAGCUGGCAAAACUGGAUCAAGGGGUGCACCAGGAUCCAGAGGAACCAAUGGUCCACCUGGCCCAGUUGGACCAAAGGGUUUUCCAGGGCUUCAAGGCCUUAAAGGAAGAAUGGGCCAGUCAGGAGAGAGGGGAGAGAAUGGUAUCAGAGGACUCACAGGACCAGAAGGACCACCAGGGAGGAAAGGGAAACAAGGUCAUCCUGGUCUCAAAGGCCGAAGUGGACCUAAAGGCAUACAGGGUGAUAUAGGCCCACGUGGUCCUCCUGGACCCAGGGGGUUUCCUGGUCUUCCAGGCCUGUUUGGAAUAAAGGGAAUAAAAGGGUUUCAAGGAAUGCCCGGAGCCAAAGGAGGGACAGGUCCCCAAGGACCUCCAGGGAAACCAGGCUCCCCUGGUGGCAGAACAUUGCAGCGCAUUCCAGGCCUCUACGAUAGAAGAGGAUCACAAAAUACAAUGGCAAGGAGGACCCAGCAUGACCAAGGGGAGCAGGAGGAGUUCAGCUGGCCCCUGGGCACUAAAGAGAACCCUGCAGCCACAUGCAAAGAGUUGGGCCUCAUGCAUCCCCACCUGGAGGAUGGAUUUUUCUACAUGGAUCCCAACCAGGGCUGCCCCUUCGAUGCCCUCCAUGUGUUUUGUAAUUUCACUGCUGGGGGACUGACCUGUCUGCAUCCAAACAAAUCUCAGAUCUCAGGAAAAUGGUCAUCAGACAUACAGAAAUCCAAAACCUCUGUCUAUUGGUUCAGCCAGCUCCAUGAUGGCUCUAGGUUUAAGUACACAGGUCUGGAUGUGGUCCAGCUGCGGUUUCUACGACUGCACAGCAACUCAGCAGUACAACAAGUAACAAUAGAAUGCAACAGUACUCACAACAGAACAACCAAUCAGAGACGUGCAAGUCAACGGGUUCUGCAUCUCCUUGGAGACUCCUUGAGAGAGAUCAGCGGAGCCCACGCCAAAGUGUCAAGAAAUGGUUGUGAGGUGGUGGUGCAGGUGAGGGUAGAGGGCAACAGUGAACUGCCCCGGGGUGAUAUGGAGCUCCUGCCCCUGAGGGAUCUGGGCAUAGAGAACAGGGGUGACCACUGGGAGAGAGAGAUCAGUGCCGCCCUGGGGCCGCUGUGCUUUUUAUAGCACAUUACUCCAGUGGCUGUCCUGAGGGACAUUGGCUCUCAUCAAUACCUAAGCUGCUCUUACACACAGAGGGGCCGCAAAGACACCAUUACAAAAGACUUGAACUUUAUUUGUUGUUAUAUUGUCAUUAUGAAAAUAGGGAUAAGUAAACCAGUUAUUGGGUUUUGUAGUGUUUACAGAUAAAAAUCAAAAGAUGCAUCACAAUGAUGUUUGUCAGCAUGUAUGUGCCAGGGUUGCUAACUAAGAUGGUUGUAUGUAUUUAUGCUAUAUGAUUGUAAUGUUACUGUAUUAAUUUAUACAAAUAUUAAUGGGUUAAAUGUUGAAAUGUAUAAUCUAUGAUUUUGCUAAAUAUUAAUUUACCAAUUGCUUGCAGAAUCUUAAAUGAUACAGCUUGUAAAAUUAUGGACUAAAUAAUCCUACUGCAAAUGUUCACAUUGGUUUCAGCUUUUAUUUGGUUGCAUGCAUUUGUGUGAUUGACUAAUCACAAGCAGUACUUCUGUAUAUUGCUGCUGCACUAUGUACAAAUAUGCAGACUUCCUUUUCUAAAUAAAGUAGG